Molecule: messenger RNA, 942 nt
Organism: Aspergillus calidoustus
Lineage: Eukaryota; Fungi; Ascomycota; Eurotiomycetes; Eurotiales; Aspergillaceae
Source: the annotation of a GenBank genome assembly
AUGUCACAAAAACAACUACUACCUCCAGACCUCAUGGUGUCCCAACUGUCCACAAUCGACCUGUUGACAGCAAUGUUCCCCGCGCCAGGCGAACUCGACAUCUCCACUUCCAGUCAAGAAUGCAUCGAGAAACUCCGCGAGUGGUGCGAAAGUCCAGAUACAGGGUUUGAAAGCGCUGUCCCAUCUGGGAUUCCAUCGAGUAUAGAUCUCGCUGUACACGUUCCGAUCGUGGAGGGCGAGAAGACGAUCCAAGUCAACGUUUACAUCCCGCUCUACUGCCCGGCUUCAGAGCCAGAGACAGAGCCAGACACAGACACACAGACAAUAGACAGUCCACCACCACUCAGCUACACCCUCCGCCAACCAUCCUGGAUGUCCAAAGCCGAAGUCUCGAAGCUAUCGGCCUCGAUGCCAACAGACGACGUAUUCGAAGCACUCGAGUACAUCCGCGAAGCGGGGGCGCGAUUCCUCCAAGACCAGAAACAGCAGCAGGAAGCACAACAACAACACACAUCCUCCUCCAACCCCAGAUCCACCAGCACCGACCCCCUAGUCCGCGUGUGGUUCUACUUCCCCUCCCUGUCCACCCGCGAAAAACGCACAGACAUGGUAACGCACGCACCGGACUACUCCCUAACCGGCUUCGUCCUCGCCGGGAAACCGGGCGUGCUCUGUCUCGAGGGGACGUCGCGGAAUAUCGACGCGUACAUGAGUUUUAUCAAGACGCACUCGUGGGGCGAUAUACCGAGCCACCAGAAGAAGGUUAGCGAGCGGUAUCGUGAGACGGAAAGGGUGAGCAGGGUGUUUGGCGGGAUGGAGGAGAUUACGGACUCGCUGGGGGAACGCGGUGGGCAGAGGGCGAAUCGGGGCGAUAUGCAGGCGCUUGAGGCGUGGCUGAAGGGGAAGGGGUUGGGGGAGGCGUUUGAGAGGGUUAUCUUUUAG